Kalmanozyma brasiliensis GHG001 is the source of this 453-nucleotide messenger RNA. RefSeq lists its product as uncharacterized. NCBI's taxonomy places the organism in Eukaryota, Fungi, Basidiomycota, Ustilaginomycetes, Ustilaginales. The record is from RefSeq and is a predicted model, not a curated record. The coding region runs from base 1 to 453 and encodes 150 amino acids. The transcript has a single exon.
AUGUUGCUGCACGCGAUGAGAUCUUCGACCGCCCUGCUGCUGGUACUGACCGGCAUCAUCCAAGCCCUGCCCCUGCCCUUGUCUCCCGAGCUCGACCUCGCCGAAGACGUGCGUCGUGUCAAGAUCGAUUCGACUUCCGCCGCGCCCCUCGGGGACUGGAUCGCCUCCGCACAUCCGCUUGAGCCACCGACUCUGUCGCCAGUGCCGGCUCCUGACCUGGCCUCCGACCCACGUCCGUUCGUGAUCGAGGCGAUGCUUCCGCCGCGCGAGCCAGCGCCUGCCACACCGGUCAGGGAGAUUCAGGGUCGUUUCCCGCCUGGAGCACCAAGCCAUCCGCUCCACCGCGAGACGAGGACGAGCGGACGUCCAGCGACAACGUGGCUCAAGUCGAUCGCCAAAAAGGAGCCUGGUGGGGAAUCAAGCAAGGCCGACGGAACGGAUCGUACCCGCUGA